This is a messenger RNA of Zonotrichia leucophrys gambelii, 5894 nucleotides long. It is a transcript of the gene SLC60A2, whose product is annotated as major facilitator superfamily domain containing 4B. Lineage: Eukaryota; Metazoa; Chordata; Aves; Passeriformes; Passerellidae. The transcript is spliced from 4 exons. Bases 1 to 1920 code for a protein of 639 amino acids. The record is from RefSeq and is a predicted model, not a curated record.
AUGUCGCUCCCCAGCGCCGAGCCCUGCUCCCCGGAGGAGCCCCCGGCGGAGGAGGACGCGGCGCUGCCGCCCCCCGGCUCCGAUCCCGGCUCCGAUCCCGCCGCUGCUCCUCCCGCGCCUCCCGCUCCUCCUCCCGCUCCUCCCGGCGCCGUGCGCGGGGCGGAGCCGCCGGGGCCGCUCUCCUCGGGCCCGGAGCGGCCCUCGGAGCCGGCGGCCGGAGCCAUGGCCGAGGCCGACCGGGAGCUGCGCGUCCCCUUCAUCGAGGCGGAGGAGACCGAGAACGAGCCGGAGGCGGCAGCGGCGGCCGGGGGCGGGUGGCGCUGCGGGCGCUGCCCGGACGGGGCCGCGCUGCGCUGGUGCAUCUCGGGGACGCUCUGCGCCUCCUUCCUGGGGCUGGGGAUGAGCAUCGCCGUGCUGGGUCCCACCUUCCCCACCCUGGCCGCCAAUGUCGGCAAGAACGUCAGCGACAUCUACUACAUCUUCGUGGGCCGGUCCUUGGGCUCCCUGGGCGGGUCGGUGGUCGGCGGGGUGCUCCUCGACUGCAUGAACGCCACUCUGCUGCUCGCCUUCUCCAUGCUUGGAACAGCAGCUGGUCUUUAUGUGAUACCCUGGUGUAACCAAUCCCUGAUAUUGACCAUCUUGAUGUCAGUUAUUGGAGGUUCCAUGGGAAUUCUGGACACAGGUGGCAAUGUACUGGCACUGUACACCUGGGGAUCAGAGGCUGGGCCACACUUGCAGGCUUUGCACUUCAGUUUUGCUGCUGGUGCAUUUCUGGCUCCUCUGGUGGCUCAAAUGGACUUGGGGAGUUCCAAAUCUGAGGAACUGUCAGGGGCUGAAAAGACAAACCAGUCUGUCCUCAAGUCUGUGCCGACAGCAUCAGCUGCAUCAGCUACACCAGCACUGAAUGACCAUCGCAAUGAGAGCUUUUUGUGGUCCUAUAUUUUCAUAGGUUCCUAUAUUCUCUUAGUUUCCAUCUUCUUUUUUGUUUUGUUUUCAAAGAGCAGCUCAGUUAAAGACAAAUCAAAGGCUUCUGCGCACAAGGACAAGCUUGCCAAGUACCACUGGCCUCUCGUUGGUCUGCUGUUCGUGUUCUUCUUGUUCUACGUGGGAGCUGAGGUCACUUAUGGCUCCUACGUGUACACGCACGCGAUGGUCUUUGCCGAGAUGAAGGAGAGCGAGGCAGCCGCCCUCAAUUCCGUCUUCUGGGGCGCGUUUGCCGUGUGCCGAGGCGCGGCCAUAUUCGGCGCCGCGUUCCUGUCCCCCGCCACCAUGAUCGUCCUGAGCCUCGUGUGCUCGGCCGCCUCCUCCACGGCCCUGGCCUUCUUCUCCCACGUGCGGGCCGCGCUGUGGGCGGGCAGCGCCGUGUACGGAGCGUCCAUGGCCACCAUCUUCCCCAGCGGCAUCGCCUGGAUCGAGCAGUACACGGUGGUGGAAGGGAAAACGGCCUCGCUCUUCGUGGUGGGUGCGGCGCUGGGCGAGAUGUGCAUCCCCGUGGCCGUGGGCUACCUGCAAGGCAGGUACCACCACGUCCCCGUCGUCAUGUACACGGCCUUUGUCACCUCCAUGGUGACGGUGCUGCUCUUCCCCGCCAUGUACAAACUGGCCAACUGGCCCCAGCAGCGUGACGCGCGGGAAGUGAGCGACAGGGAGACCCGGAAAACGCUGCUGGCGAACUCCAGGCUCACUGAGGAUGAGGAGGAGGAGGAGCAGCACGUGAGAGAGUGGAAUGAUGCAGACUUUGAGGUUGUGGAAAUGAAUGACGAGCUCAAAAACUCUCUGAUGGACAUGUCCCACAGGAUACCAGGGGACUCUCCAGCUGUCCAGCCCCAUCUGGACAGUGCUUUGGGUGAUCCUCCAGUGGUUGCUGAUGGUUCCCCUGGGAGACAAAAUGGGAGUAUUAACUGGGACAAGAGUGAAUAGAGUCACAACAGACUUUUUUUUAUUAAUGGAAAUGCAAUUGAAUUGUAGCUGUUGUCAAGUGGUUCGGGAACCCUUUCAUAGUGGUGCAGAGCUCAGCAUGUUCAUUUUCCCCAGUCCUUUCUCCUCUUUCAGCCUGUGGGGAUAUGUCUUGGAGUGGGAAGGUCCUCAGUGAUGUGAAAGGGGCAACAUGAUAAAUGUUUGGCUAUGCCAAAACUGUUAAAACAUAAAAGAUGUUUUCUAAAUAUGAGGCAUGCAUCCAAGGAAGAGAUGCUGUAAUAACUGGGAAAGAAGGGGACUGCUCAGACUACUCAGAUUUUUGAGGUGGGUGAAAGGUGCAGGUCUGAGAUGCUUUGUCACAAAAUGGUUUCAUGAGAGAGGAGAGACAUCUGUUACCAGCAAUGCUGAACUUUCUUACCUUGUGAAGGAGGAAUGUUCCUAUUGUGUCUGAAAGUUGUGUGUGAUCAAAUCAGUUAAAAUUUCUGGUGAUGCCCAGGAGCUGUAAAUUGAAUAACCUGUGGCAAACUACAGGAAUUUUUGGUUCUGGGACAAAGACAAAAAACCCCAGGGAAAUGCUGGCAUAUUUGCAUGUGGAGAUUAGGAAAUGCCCAAAAGUACAUUUCUUAGGAGUGAAACCAUGCCUUUGGGUCACUUAAAAGCAGUUUAUGAGAAAGGGCACAAAAUGGGCCAUUGUUUAUCUGCUCAAAUGCAUAACUCCAACCUACUAAACCAUGGCAACAAAUCUAAAUAAUCGAAAGUAUUUCUGAUUUUAAUUAUGCCAUUAUCACUGAAAUAAAAAAAUGUACACAGAAGAUGGCAAAAUUAUAAUGUAAUCUUUGAAUGGUUUGAGUUGGAAAUGACCUUUAAAGAUCAUCCAGUUCCACCCUGCUGCCAUGGCAGGGACACCUUCCACUGGAACAGGUUGCUCAGAACUCUGUCCAGACUGGCCUUGAAAACUUCCAGGGCUGGAGCAUCCACAAUUUCUCAGGGCAACCUGUUUCAGUGCCUCACCACCCUCACAGGAAAGAUUUUUUUCCCUGAUAUCUAAUCGAAACCUACUUUCAGUUUGAAGCCAUUCCCCCUUGUUCUAUCCUACAUGCUCUUGUAAAAAGUCCCACUCCACCUUUCUUGCUGGCUUCCUUCAUGCAAAAGAGAUUGCUUAAUAUAUGGUAUUUUAAAGCCAGUUGUUAAAGGUUAUCACAACUUCUCUGGUUUCCUGUCCCAAGACUUACCAGGGGAAUGUGUUACAGUGGAGAUUUGAGGAGAGGAAAUUAUCAAUGAGACAAUCCUUUCCAGAAUGACUACUUGCCCCUGGCCAGCUGGCUUGGUGACAUUUGGGUUUUUUCUUUGGGAGGUGACAUGGAGAUGGAUUCUCCCUAGUGGAGAAGCAGUGGUUUGUAUGUGAAGGUUCAUUGCUGCUAAGCAGGAAACCCUGGGCAGGUGCAGCCAUGCCAGAGAGCCCUCCCAGUAAGAGGAAAAAGGUAGCAGUAAAUGCAAAAUCUGUCUCUGAACAGUACUCUUGCCAUUUGUCAGCUUGGAGCUCCAAAUCAGUUAAGUAUUUUUUUAAGUCUGUGUGAUAAGAAUGUGCUUUGUUUGGGGUUUUUAACUUCGCACUUUUGUUAGUAUGUUUCUUGCUAAGAGGUUUCAUUCACUAACAGAAGGGCUCCAGGUGUAACAGCACAGAAUGUCAGAUGUUCCUGGAUUUCCAGGUCUGGUUUUGUUCCCUCUCUUGUCCUUCAACUAUGCAACCUAGGCUUGAAUGGCUUUUUCUUUUCUUCUGAGAAGUUAAUAAGAAGCCAGAAUCAACUUGCAGUGAAAGUUUUUUUGUUAAUAGCUUGCCAUGUUGCAGAGCCUCCCUCUCUUUCUGCUGCUGGCACUUAAAUGCCCCUGUGGUUUUGAUGGAUUCCUUCUGUGGCAUCUUUUUCCAGUGCAAUGCAUGGACCUGCACUUUAGAAUGCAGCCUUGUUUCACUUGAGGCACGAGGGUUCUGUUUGCUUCCAGGGAUGGUCAAUGCCAGCCCCAGCCCUGGCCUGGGCACAGGUGACAGGAGUGAGUCUGUGUGGCCCUGAGUGCUCCUCUGGUGUGACAUGGAAGCAAACAGUGUGGUAGGCAGAGAGAAUGGAAUGAGGGCACCUGGAGCCUGCAUUUCAGUUUUUCCUCUUCCCGUUUUCCCUCCACGCUGUUCUGUGUGUGGGAAGUAGGGAGUGUCAGCUGAUGGUGAGGAGAAAUCUCACUGGUGCAGGGGCAGGACACCUGCACACAGUGAAAGAUACAGAAACUGUUGAAAGAUACAGUGAAAAUGAAAGAACCAGAAUGAUACAGAAACUGUUCUAUAGCAGCUCCCUGCUGGACCUGCCAUCCCCCUGUGUAGACAUGGUUAUAAAAAAGUUUCCCCAUGCCUGAGAUCAUGGUGCCAGAAGAAAAUUACUUAAAGAAAGAUACUGAGCAACCAGGAAAAGUCUAAACUCCCCCAAUUUAUAUGCUAAGUUUUGAUGAAAUUCCAGAUUGGAAUGUCCUACAUGUAAGACUGUUCUCAGGUAUACUUUACAUGGAUAUUUUAUAUUGUUUGCAUAAUCAAGUACUAAAAAACCCCAGAAAAUGAAAUCAAAGCUGCAUUGGGAAAUAUGCUGUAAUCUCUUAAAAGCUUAUCUACUGCACAUAUACAGACACUUAUUUGUGUUUCUGACCAGCGUUGUGCCAGCAAAUGUAAAAAUAUUGCACAAAACAAAGAUUUUUUUUUUCCUGCCUUUAUUAAUUCCUGUGAGAGUAACUUCACUUCAUCCCCAUUUCCUCCUUAAAAAGCAAGAGGCCUGUGUAGUAGGAAUGGAGCAACAGGCAGGAAUGCCAAGGUAAGAGCAGCCUUUUCCCACAAGUAAAGGAUCCAAAAAGCAGUGGCUCUAAGACAGUGGAAGCUGAAGAAUUAUCCAUAUGGAAUCACUUUCCACUGAUGUGUGGAGACCUGCCUAAAUUUAGAGUCAUCUUAAUGAGGACUUGGAGCCUUUAGUGUCUUAGUUCUGGUCUUAAACUUGAACUGGCUAGACAGACAGAAAGUGUUGUCCUUAUGCCCUAACCAGCCUGCUUUUAACAGCAGGGGCUGCCCUUGACUGAAAAUAAAAUGCUUGAAGCAAUUUAAGUUUAAAACAAGAUCUAGGACAUUUCCAAGGAUGAGUCCAGCUCAUACCAAUUCUAGGCACCCUCGAUGGCCAAGGCCUAGCUCCAUGCUCUUGGAUUUUGGUGUUCCUCAAGGCUUGUUUUCAGACAAUGAAUAUUGGUUUUCUCAUGUUUAAAUUUCCUUUCACAGUAAAUUGCUUCCUGGUAUCUACAGCUGAAGUGAGGAUCUUUUUACAAUGCAGAUCUAUUUUAAGUUACAGGUCCUCCAGAAAGCUCAAGUACUUACAUGUUGGGGGUUGAAAUUACUGGAAGUAACUGUAUUACAUUACUACUGCCCUGCUUACGCUUGAAAAGCCAUCCCUCUGAGGACAAGAGCUUUAAUCCAUGAAUUAGAUACCUGAAUUUGAUAAGAAUCCUAUUUUUGUCCACAAACCCAGGAACAGUUUGAAGAUGAGUGCUCUGCUCCAGUGUGAAAGGUAACCUCUUGCAGCUACGUGUCAUUUAAUACUUUAUUUAUCCUGAGGCACUGCCAAGUGCUGGAGUGUACUACAAGCACUCACUCCUGGCAUUUGCACUUUUAUUCUGUACUUGACCAAUGCUUGAAUGCACGACCAGGCAAAGUUUUCUGCCUUGAUGUUUUGUUUUUUUAGAGUUACUUUGCAUACAAGUGCAUUGCAAUCUGUAGAUUUUCUGUUGUAUAUGUAAUAGUUUUUAUUCUGCUUGGUGUGGGUUUUACAUUGUACUGUGUAAUGUGACAUUUAAUAGACUGACUGGAGUCUUGACUGUAAUAAAUUCUUAUCUGGAGAAGGCACUCAGGUUCCUUGAUGUAAAUAAAGUUUUCUUCUAUUUUUCAAACCUUGUCUAGA